Molecule: messenger RNA, 825 nt
Organism: Myzus persicae (green peach aphid)
Lineage: Eukaryota; Metazoa; Arthropoda; Insecta; Hemiptera; Aphididae
Gene: Rrp46
Product: exosome complex component RRP46
Exons: 6
Coding region: 51-686 (211 amino acids)
Biological process (GO): nuclear mRNA surveillance; poly(A)-dependent snoRNA 3'-end processing; rRNA catabolic process
Cellular component (GO): nucleolus; cytoplasmic exosome (RNase complex); nuclear exosome (RNase complex)
Source: RefSeq, a predicted model, not a curated record
UUUUUAGGAUUAGGUGAAGACUUGUACGUGCAUGGUGCAUUCAUAAGAAAAUGUCUGAAGAAUUUAUGAAAUGCCAAUUAGGCUUUCUAGGAAACACCGAAGGCUCAGCAUAUCUAUCUCAAGGUAAAAGUACUGUUUCUGUGUCAGUUGUUGGACCAUUUGAACCCAAAGCUAGUAAAUGCAUGUACGAUCGCGCCACCAUAGAUGUGACUUUUAGACGAAAAACUGGAAGCAUAACCGUUCAUGACAAAAUGUUAGAAGGUAUAAUGCAAUCAACAUGUGAAAAGGCCCUAGUUGUCGAACAAUACCCCAGGACAACAAUUGUUGUAACAGUCCAAGAGAUGCAGGACAGAGGAAAUUUAUUGUCUACCUGUUUGAACGCUUCUUGUAUGGGACUGAUGAAUUCUGGUAUUGCUAUGCAUCAUUUGUAUGCAGCAGUAAGUUGUGCUGUCACUGAAAAGGAAGAAAUUAUUCUCAAUCCUGACGAAUCACAAAUAAAUUCUUCUGUCUCAUAUUUGACACUAGUGUUUGCAAAUUCAGAAACGAGGGGUCUGUUAACGUCACAUACCACCGGAGAAUUCUCACAGAAAACGUAUAUGGAUUGUAUAGACAAAUGUUAUGCAGCUAGUAAAGAGGUUUUUAAUUUUUAUAAAAAUGUCAUAAAAAAAAGUUCUAUUUUAAUUUGAAUGCCUAAUAUUUUACCAUUUGACUUUUGUUGUGUUGAAUGUUGAUCAUGUGAAACAAAAAAAACUAAAUACCUAUUGUUAUUUUUAUAUGAUUGUGUAAGAAAUAAAUGUUCAUACCUUAAAAAGCCAUGAUAUUUAA